AUGUAUGCUUGGGACUCUGCUACUGCCAUCUCUAGAGGAGGCAAUGUGCUGAAGGCUGAUGAUGCACAGACCAAGCAGGAGCUUCAACUGGCCUUCCGUGAGGUUGUUGAGGCUGAUGAUGCACAGACCAAGCAGGAGCUUCAACUGGCCUUCCAUGAGGUUGUUGAGGCUGAUGAUGCACAGACCAAGCAGGAGCUUCAACUGGCCUUCCAUGAGGUUGUUGAGGCUGAUGAUGCACAGACCAAGCAGGAGCUUCAACUGGCCUUCCAUGAGGUUGUUGAGGCUGAUGAUGCACAGACCAAGCAGGAGCUUCAACUGGCCUUCCAUGAGGUUGUUGAGGCUGAUGAUGCACAGACCAAGCAGGAGCUUCAACUGGCCUUCCAUGAGGUUGUUGAGGCUGAUGCCUAUUUUGGUCUAUCAUUCAACUUAAAACAAAAACGGAGGUCAUGCUUCGGAAGUCCUCAAAAUGUUCGCUACCUGAUCCUAUCAAGACAUUGA
Biomphalaria glabrata is the source of this 498-nucleotide messenger RNA. RefSeq lists its product as uncharacterized. The transcript has 2 exons. Lineage: Eukaryota; Metazoa; Mollusca; Gastropoda; Planorbidae. The record is from RefSeq and is a predicted model, not a curated record. The coding region runs from base 1 to 498 and encodes 165 amino acids.